Molecule: messenger RNA, 997 nt
Organism: Monopterus albus (swamp eel)
Lineage: Eukaryota; Metazoa; Chordata; Actinopteri; Synbranchiformes; Synbranchidae
Gene: ube2t
Product: ubiquitin-conjugating enzyme E2T (putative)
Exons: 8
Coding region: 219-803 (194 amino acids)
Source: RefSeq, a predicted model, not a curated record
GGAAGAAGAACGUCGGUGACGUUUACGCACAGAAAGAAUACCGGCACGUACAGAGAGGGAAAAAUUCAAAAUAGAGUCCACCACGUACGGUAGUUUUUUCAGAUGGUGUUGUGGGAUUAAAAGUUAAAACAGUCUAUAUAGUAACUGCUACGUGGACAGAAACAUUUAAAGUAAAUCAAAAAUAAGAGGCAGCGUUAGCGUAACUUAGCUAAACAAGAAUGCAGAGGGCGUCCCGUUUGAAACGCGAACUACAGAUGCUGAGCACCGAGCCACCGCCCGGUAUAACAUGCUGGCAGACGGAGGAAAGGGUAGAUGAUCUUCGGGCACAGAUAGUAGGUGGAACAGGAACACCUUAUGAAGGUGGGCUCUUCUCCCUAGAGGUCAAGAUCCCAGAGAGGUAUCCAUUUGAGCCUCCCCAAAUAAGGUUUUUGACCGCCAUCUACCACCCAAACAUUGACAAUUCUGGACGAAUCUGCCAUGAUGCUCUUAAACUCCCACCAAAGGGUGCCUGGAAGCCAUCUCUAAACAUCUCCACAGUCCUCACCUCCAUUCAACUGCUGAUGGCAGAGCCCAAUUCAGAUGAUCCACUCAUGGCUGAUAUAUCAUCGGAGUUCAAAUACAACAAACAGCUGUUCAUUGAGAAGGCCAGGAAGUGGACACUGGAGCAUGCUGUUCAGAAGAACAUGGGAGUCAUGAAGAACAGCAAAGAAAAUACUCCAGAUCAGACAGCAGCAUCCCGGAAAAGAGAGGCUCUCAGUGCCCAGUACGAGGUGGAGGAGCCGGCAAAGAGAACCUGUGUGUAGUUUCAUGGUGGCUUUUCUCCAGAGCCACCAUCCCUUACACACCUAUAUACUUUAACUAGUGAUUUUAAUUUUUCAUGUGUUUACCAGUACCCGCUUCAGACGACAAUGUAUAUAUGCAUACCUCUUCUUAAUCCAGAAAAUCUACAUGUUUAUAAUGUUCAUUUAUGUUCCUAUUAAAGUUUAUUUUGAACAGA